UUUAUGUGCUCUAUUGUAAACUCACUUUCCAUCAUUCCAUGUGAUUCCACGUAUGCUAUUCAUUCAUCCCACAUAUGAAUUGUGUAGAGAGAGAGAGAGAGAUGUGUAUCUUUCUCGUGGUCAACCUAUGAGGGCAAAGAGACAUAAGAAAUUUUCAUAAUCCCACAAACCAGAUUCGUUACUAUACACAUUUCUUUUCUUUCAUUAUUAACAAGUCCCCACCUAACCUAUUUCCCACACUUUCCUCAACCUUUACAUUUCUUUCAAGACGAAGAUUGCUCUACCUCUCUCUCUCUCUCUCUCUACAGCUCCAUAGAUUCAAGAUUUUAUGCUCAAAAGCUAUUUCAAUAACAUUUGGUGGUGAUUUUUGCAAUUUAAUAUUAUGGGUUUUGGUAUUUCCGAUGGUGUUUGUAACACCGGCCUUGGUUUAGCUCUAAGCUGCCAUGACAAGCAACAACACUGUUCUCAAUCCGAUCAUCAUCUUCAACAAAAGAAGCAGAAACUCUCCCUCAAAUAUGAUCACAUGUUCCCCUCUCUGACGUUAGGCCUUCCACAAGAGCCGUAUCCAUCUGCUGCUAAGGUGGAAGCUGAUUUUCAGCCACAAGCUUCGUCUCCUAGUGCAGUAUCCUCGUUUUCUAACUCGAGUGUCAAGAAAGAGAGAGAGUUUUGUGGUGAAGAAGCAGAAGUUGAAAGAGUUUCUUCAAGGGUUAGUGAUGAAGAUGAAGAAGGAAGUCCCAGAAAGAAACUUAGACUUAACAAACAACAGUCUGCUACUCUGGAGAACAGCUUCAAGGAGCACAGCACUCUCAAUCCUAAACAAAAGCAAGCCUUGGCAGAACAGCUGAAUCUCAGGCCACGUCAAGUAGAAGUGUGGUUUCAAAACAGAAGAGCCAGGACUAAGCUGAAGCAAACUGAGGUAGAUUGUGAGGUACUGAAGAAAUGUUGCGAAACACUAACAGAAGAGAACAAGAGGCUGCAAAAGGAGCUACAAGAGCUUAAAUCCUUGAAACUGACUGCACCACUAUAUAUGCAGCUGCCUGCAGCCACCCUUACGAUUUGUCCUUCUUGUGAGAGGAUUAACAGCGGCGACGCCUCUUCUACCACUACUACUUUGACGGUUGGACCAAAGCCUCAUUUCUACAGUCCCUUCACCCACCCAUCUGCAGCUUGCUAGGCAACCUAGCUACAUAUCUGAGCCCCGAAAACAAGUAUUAUUUUUCUUCAUGGACCCUUAUGUGCCAUAUGAUUAAUGAUUAAGAACUAGAUACUUAAACUAAUUUUGUAGAGUCUUCUUCUUCCUUCCCUUUUCUCUCUAUCUAGCUCUUAUUUCAUCUGUACACAUGCUUGUAAAGUCUUAACAAAUCUAUGUUAAGAAAUUUAUUACUUAUUUGUAGGGAAACUUAUAAAACUAUGCUAUUCAUGUGUACAAAUGGAGAAAGCUGAUCCUCUUGACCAGUUUGUA
This is a messenger RNA of Manihot esculenta (cassava), 1462 nucleotides long. Its product is annotated as homeobox-leucine zipper protein HAT22. The coding region runs from base 383 to 1174 and encodes 263 amino acids. Gene Ontology annotation, molecular function: DNA-binding transcription factor activity, RNA polymerase II-specific; sequence-specific DNA binding. The record is from RefSeq and is a predicted model, not a curated record. NCBI's taxonomy places the organism in Eukaryota, Viridiplantae, Streptophyta, Magnoliopsida, Malpighiales, Euphorbiaceae. The transcript has 3 exons. Gene Ontology annotation, biological process: regulation of DNA-templated transcription.